Halichondria panicea is the source of this 1782-nucleotide messenger RNA. Its product is annotated as TNF receptor-associated factor 6-like. The record is from RefSeq and is a predicted model, not a curated record. NCBI's taxonomy places the organism in Eukaryota, Metazoa, Porifera, Demospongiae, Suberitida, Halichondriidae. Gene Ontology annotation, molecular function: protein binding; zinc ion binding. The transcript has a single exon. The coding region runs from base 56 to 1567 and encodes 503 amino acids.
GGGGCUGCUCAAAACAACAUUUAGCCCUCGAUUUAGCCUGAUCAAAAAGACAAGGAUGAGUACUAGUCAAGAAAACCUUAACCCUACUGAUCUGAAAAGCCAAUCAUACGAUGGAUUUGAGAUCUCCUUUGUGGAACAGCCCCCGAAAGAGCUACCACUAAAGUGCUCUAUUUGCCUGGAGCUUCUCACUGACCCCUGUAUCCUUGACUGUGACUGUGGGAGCAACUUCUGUAAAGUGUGUAUUGAGAAGGUCAAGAAGAACGGCUAUCCUUGUCCCCUAUGCCAGCAGCAAUUUACCACCAUCCUCCCCAACAAGCAGCUACAGCGCACCCUCAAUGGGCUAAUGAUCCACUGUCCCCACAGGGCGGAUGGCUGCUCCUGGAUGGACGAACUUAGCAAGCUCAAGCAGCACCUCAAUCGAAUGCCAUCCAACGAGACAAGACUAGAAGGCUGUGGGUUCACUGAUGUGUUGUGUCAAUACUGCAAGAAGUUCAUUCCUCGUCAAUACAUCCCUACACACGAAACUGAGACAUGUCCCAAGAAGCCGUACAUUUGUCAGUAUUGUGGCCACUCCUCCGUCCCCGUUGACAACCACUGGCUUGUCUGCCCCCAGUUCCCUGUCCCCUGUCCAUACGAGUGUGGAGAGAGACCCCAACGUCAGGGCCUCGAGCAUCAUAUGGAGGAGAUAUGUUUGCAAGCCCCUGUUCUGUGUGAGUUCCGAUAUGCUGGCUGUGAGGUGGAGCUACCCCGGCAAAACAUGGCCAAUCAUCUGAGAGACAGCAUUGUAGAUCACAUGACCUUGAUGUCCCUCAAACACAGGGAGGAAGUUAGCUCAUUGAAGGAAGAGAACCAACUUGUAAAGCAAGAAUGUGCUGAUUUGAGAGAAGAAAAUAAUGCUUUGAAGCGCUGUUUCAGUGAACAUGAAAUCCAGUUGUUGAAAAUUGAGAGUGAACAGAAGGCAAAAGCAUUGAAGGAGAGCGUCACAGAUGUGAAAACAAAAAGCGACUGUCAGUUUGAUUUCGAGAACCAAAUGGAAAGCUUAGAGCGUAAAGUUGAUGACCUCACGUCAGAAAAAACUGCCACCUCAUGUGUACAACCAUCACCAUUUAGAGUACCCAUAGAACUUGUAGUUACUGGCGUCAAACAACUCAAACAGCAGGAGGAAGCUAAGUGGAAAUCUCUAUCAUUUUACUCCAGAGGUGGCUACAAGAUGGUGCUUGGAGUUUGCCAAUGUAAUCGAUAUGGCUUAGACUUUUCAAUUGGUACUUAUCUUUCUGUGUAUAUCUUCAUCAUCCAAGGAGAGUACGAUCAGCAGUUAAAAUGGCCUUUCCUUGGGACUGUGACUAUCACACUAGUUGAUCAGAGAAGACCGGAAAAAGACAUUACAAAAACACUGGAUUACACUCGUGAGAACUAUGAAGAGGGUGCACAAAGGUUCAACAACACUCUUACCAAUGGAUUGGGAUUGGAAAAGUUUAUUGAGUGGAAGUACCUCAAUCCCAACUAUUUGAAAGACAAUUGUCUUGUGUUCCGUAUUGACGAUAUCGAAUAUAUGUACAACUGGUAAUUUUUAGAUGUGAUUGUGUACGUAUUAAUUUUGGUGAUGGUCAUUUUACAUUUGCUUUGCUCACUAGCUACAAUGUAAUUUUGUAGCCUCUACACAGGCUCUCCUUUUUCUGUUCUUUAUCACAAUCGUUCAAUAAGAUAAAAUACUGUAUUAAUCGUUCAAUGAGAUAAAAUACGGUAUUAAUUGGAGGAAUAAAGAAAGAAAUAGACGUAGAG